UUUAUCCCUUUCCCACAAGCCUUCAGUUUUUAACAAUAUGGCGGCUCCCUGUAGGCACGUAGGACAUCAUAUUCAGAAAAACGGAAGAUUUCUGCGGAUUAACAUCAACCAACUGUUUGCUUGCAGGAGUUUCGGACUGACUUCAGCUCUUCAACAACAAGCUACCGACCUUCAUAAAGAAUCAAAAGAAGCUAUAAUCAUCCCCAGGAAGAAAUCAUGGAACAAGGAGGCAGUGUUGGAGGCCCUGGCUUCUACUGUCCAAAGAGACCCAACAGCGUAUCCCUACCAGUUCCAGGACGACCCGUACCUCUCACCCAGGACGUCCGUUGAGUUUAAGCUGUUCUCUCUCUCUCAGGAAUCCGGCAGAGCUGCAGCCAAGUACUUUGUCAACAGCAACCCCAAGUUAUUCACCAAAGACUUCGCAGAACCGCAUAUACCAUGUUUGAUGCCAGAGAGCGUGGCGCUGCGUCUGGAGGAGGUGAGCCAGGAGGCGCUGGAGGAACGGAUCAGCCUGAGGAAGGUCUCGGCUGCGGUGGAGAUGUACGAUCAGCUGCUGCAGUCCGGCACAGCGGUCUCCAUGGAGACAACCCACAAGCUGCUGGACCUCAUCUGUCUGUACUGUGACAGAGACCCAGUCCAGGAGGGGGCGCCGCAGACUGAGGACAGAGAGGAGGAAGAGGAGGAGGACGGGAGGCGGAAACCCAUGGGUCGCCGAGUGACUGACUUCCUGAAGUUCACCUGGAAGGAAAACAACAACGCGGAGAGGAUUUUCAACCUGCUGCCAGAGAGAGACACGCGGUGUUACUCCGCUCUGAUCAGAGGCAUGGUGAAGCACGGAGCAUACGCAAAGGCCUUCAACCUGUACGAAGACCUGCUCAACAACAGACUGUCAGCUGAUGUCCACAUCUUCAACGCGCUGAUCUCAGUAGUUCCUGAUGUCAGAAAGAAGAACAAUGAGAGAUGGGACCUCAUUGCUGAGCUUCUGAACCAGAUGAAUGAACAGAAAGUUCGUCCCAAUCUGCUCACCUUCAACAGCGUUCUCAAAGCUCUGAGACAAUUCAGCUUCCUGGCUAAAACCUUCUCGCCCCAGAUUCUGAACGAGAUGAAGGCCCUGGGAAUCGCUCCAAGCUUGGCUACCUACGAACACAUCCUGACAGUCUUCUUCUACAAGUCAGCCUCCUCCGGGCCCAGCAACAUGGCCGUCUUACAGGACGUGUUGACAGAGCUGGAGGGAACCAGCUUUACCUGCCAGGACCCUAAUGACGUUUUGUUCUUCGCCACUGCAAUGAAACUGUGUUUGGACAAUAAAGAUCUGGAGCUGGGCUACAAAGUUCACAGUCUGGUGGAAGUUGGGGAGAACUGGAGGCUGCUGGGAGAUUCCUAUCAACAGGGUCUCUAUUACGGUCGCUUCUUCAACCUGCUGUGCCUGAUGGAGGACAUCGACGUGGUGCUGAAGUGGUACAGCCGGAUCGUCCCCUCGUUGCUCUACCCCAACCCUCAGGGAAUGAAGAACCUGCUGCAGGCUCUGGACACGGACAGCCGCCUGGACCUGCUGCCCACCAUAUGGAAAGACAUUAAGACUUUGGGUCAUGAUAACAAGGUGGAUCUGGUGGAGGAGCUGCUGAGUCUCAUGGCCAGAGAUGAGCACAGUGUGGAGGUUCAGGAGUCUUUUGCUGCCUGUGCUCUGGAUGUUAAAAGCGUGUUUGACGGGAGGCCCAAAAAGGAGUGGAGCACCUCGUCGCUGUCGCACAUCUCCAUCCUGCUGCUGCGGGCCAACAAGCUCCAAAAGGCCUGGGACAUGCUGCAGCUCUUCAAAGACAAAAACAGAGUUCCUUCUGGGGCGCUGUUGAGCAGCUUCCUGACCGCGUGUCGAUGCAGCGCUUCCCCUCAGAGAGCCGUGGAGCUGGUCCAGCUGUCUGCCGCCUUCAGUCUCCCAACAACCCCGGAGCUAGCUAAGAGGACACUGGCUGAGUUUGAGCUGAACGACGAGCAAAGAUCCAUUGUGUCUGAAUUUGAAGCUGCACCAGAGAAAGAAGAAUAAAUAGAAAUCAGUUUAACUAUAAAAGCCCUUAUUGUUAGUCUUACUGCUUAUUAUUGUAAGUAACACUUGUCUCCACUUAACUCCACUCUGUGUAAUAAAACAUUCUAACAAAUGCA
Poecilia reticulata (guppy) is the source of this 2157-nucleotide messenger RNA. It is a transcript of the gene ptcd3, whose product is annotated as pentatricopeptide repeat domain 3. NCBI's taxonomy places the organism in Eukaryota, Metazoa, Chordata, Actinopteri, Cyprinodontiformes, Poeciliidae. Gene Ontology annotation, cellular component: mitochondrion. Gene Ontology annotation, biological process: mitochondrial translation. Gene Ontology annotation, molecular function: rRNA binding; ribosomal small subunit binding; protein binding. The record is from RefSeq and is a predicted model, not a curated record.